CGGCGAACCGCUAUGGACGCUCUUCCGGGGCAAAAUCUUUCAGUUUAUUCUUGAACGGCGUGCGUCUGAACGGCAGUCUCGUUUGGUCGGUGUUCGCGGCGGUAUGCGCCGGUACGUGUAGCUCGGUGCUGUGAACUUUUUUUUUGUCGCAUAUACAUUGCGAUAAACUCGUCGAUCAUUGUGACACCGAACGUACCGGCGUUUGCCAGAAACGGAAUCCAUCCGUUCGCACCACGUUGUUUUCUUUUUCACCGUAAACAAGCAGUUUCUAUACACCGCAUCACAGAUCAUUCAUCUUAGAUACAGAAAACCACAAACACAACAAAAUGGAUAACAAACCGCCUACGGAAAUGGACACUUUCUUGCCCCAAGAUGGGUCUAACAUGAAAGAUGGCGUAUUAACCAAAUACAAAGUACAAGUUGUUCCACGAGAUGUGGAAGCAGCACAAGGAGACGGGAAGAUUUUCGAUCCCUUUAGCGAACGAAAAGUUGAUAAUCCAACGACCGACUGCGACACAUUAACGCAUUUACUGAAAGCCUCGCUUGGGACGGGUAUAUUGUCCAUGCCAAUGGCUUUUAAAAAUGCUGGUCUCCUCGUUGGUGUAUUUGCAACGAUUCUUGUGGCAUUUGUCUGCACACAUUGCGCAUAUAUUUUGGUAAAAUGCGCGCACGUUCUUUAUCACAAAACGCGGCGCACAGAAAUGAGCUUCGCCGACGUAGCCGAAGUAGCGUUUGCUACGGGGCCGGAAUGGACAAGGAAAUUUUCAAAGCCAAUGAGGUACCUCAUACAGAUUAGUUUAUUUGCAACGUACUUUGGCACUUGCAGUUUGUAUACAGUUAUCGUUGCAGCAAACUUCAAACAAAUCAUUGAACAUUACAAAGAUCCUGAGGCUGGCCAGUUUAGUAUCAGGUUAAUGACAGCAUGUUUGCUGGUCCCUAUGAUACUACUCAGCUGGAUACCUAACUUAAAAUACCUCGCGCCUGUUUCUAUGAUCGCCAAUAUAUUCAUGGGAACAGGUUUAGGAAUAACUUUUUAUUAUUUGGUCUGGGAUCUCCCACCGCUAUCGGAUGUGCCUUUAUUCGCGCCUAUCGAGAACUUUCCACGGUUCUUCAGCAUUACUAUUUUUGCAAUGGAAGCAAUAGGCGUUGUAAUGCCACUAGAAAAUAAUAUGAAAACACCGCAGCACUUCGUCGGUAUUUGCGGCGUUCUCAACAAAGGAAUGUCUGGGGUUACCCUUAUAUACAUUUUACUGGGAUUUUUGGGUUACAUAAAAUACCAGAGCAAUACUAUGGACAUUAUCACGUUAAAUUUCCCGACGGAAGAAAUACCAGCCCAAAUUGUCAAGAUUUUAAUACCUCUUGCAGUUUAUUGCACGUUUGGUUUACAAUUCUACGUCUGUCUUGAUAUUGCAUGGAACAGUAUAAAGCAUAGAUUCCAGAAAAAGCCACUAUUAGCAAAUUAUAUUUUGAGAACAGUUAUGGUUACAGGCGCAGUUCUGUUGGCUGUGAUUUUGCCAAAUAUCGAACCUUUCAUUGGACUGAUUGGUGCAUUUUGCUUUUCCAUUUUGGGACUUUUAAUUCCCGUGUUCGUCGAAACUGUAACUUACUGGGACGUUGGUUUCGGCCCAUGCCAUUGGGUAGCGUUAAAGAACAUCGUUAUUUGUAUCAUUGGUCUCAUGGCUUUAAUAUUUGGAUCUCGCAGCGCGUUAAUACAAAUUAUAGCAGCAUAUGGCUAAAACUGUUGCCUAUACAUAUAUAAAUAGACAUGUACAUAUUCCAGUAUUCCAAACUAAAAAUGUUUGGAAACCACUUCAUAGAGUCUAACGUAAUAAGUAUCUGAUAAUUCUGAUAGUUACGAAAGACAAUCAUACAAAUUUUAAAAUACUAAAGAUUCAGAAACACCAACUGCAAUAACUUCCAUCAGAUGUGUGGUACACGAAUAUUUCUAUCAGAAAUUUAAUUGCUAUUUAUGUGCCUACAUGAAGUGCUCUAGUAAGAUGAAAAGAAUUAUUUGUUACAAUAACAAAUGUUAUUUUGGUUGUUGUACAAAUAAGAACUGAGAAACCGACAUUCGGUGAACGGUAGUUAAAAUUAUGUCUACGCACAAAUGAUUUAUAAAAUACAACGAAUAAUGUCAGUGAAGGUUAUAUGAAAAAAUUUAAUCCUUACGAACAUAUCAAGUGGCAAAUUAAUUUGAAGGUGUAAGUAACGAUUUAUUUUGCUCUUAGCAGUUAAUGUAAAAUCAAUUUUAUCUUAUCUGAGAAAGACAUAGACUGAGAAACAUUGGCAGUAUUUCAAUUAUUUUUACAUUUGAACAGUAAAAUAAAAAUAAGUAAUUAAAAUGAAAAAAUAUUUUAUUUCGUUGACAAAGGUAGUUUAAAAUUGUCUAAUGCAAAAUAUAUUUAGCGAUGCCUCGAAUUUAUGUGAUUUAUUUAAAAUCAAGAUUGAAUGAUAUACAAAAGUUUAUUACGUCCAUAUUUAUGCUUCUUAUUUAAAAAAUAGUAAUCAAAUGCUUUGUGUAGCUGGCUCUACAACUUAAAGAACCAAAUCUUAAAGUAUAACCUUCUAUAUUUCAAAGAUAAUGACAUAAACUACCAGUAUGUAAUAAAGUAUCCUUGUAAUAUUUGAAAUCUUUAUAAGAAAAAUUUUCUAUGUAUACAAAUCUAUAUCUACAGUAAGUUCCUGUUGCAUGUUCUGUACAUGUAAUACAGUGUAUAAAAUGUUUCACUCUUCUAUGUUGCAUUUAAUGUGAAUACAUAUUUUCAAAAUAAAAA
Molecule: messenger RNA, 2774 nt
Organism: Colletes gigas
Lineage: Eukaryota; Metazoa; Arthropoda; Insecta; Hymenoptera; Colletidae
Gene: path
Product: proton-coupled amino acid transporter-like protein pathetic
Exons: 10
Coding region: 327-1736 (469 amino acids)
Biological process (GO): amino acid transmembrane transport
Cellular component (GO): vacuolar membrane
Molecular function (GO): amino acid transmembrane transporter activity
Source: RefSeq, a predicted model, not a curated record